Messenger RNA from Sphaerulina musiva SO2202, 2432 nucleotides. RefSeq lists its product as uncharacterized. The transcript is spliced from 6 exons. The record is from RefSeq and is a predicted model, not a curated record. Gene Ontology annotation, molecular function: DNA-binding transcription factor activity, RNA polymerase II-specific; RNA polymerase II cis-regulatory region sequence-specific DNA binding. Gene Ontology annotation, biological process: regulation of transcription by RNA polymerase II. Lineage: Eukaryota; Fungi; Ascomycota; Dothideomycetes; Mycosphaerellales; Mycosphaerellaceae. Bases 410 to 2023 code for a protein of 537 amino acids.
CCAGGUUUCCACUGACGUAUUUCGCUCGCAUCAGAACAUCCUCGCGUGCAGUGUCACGUUUUACUACCAGAAGAAGACUUUUGCGCAGGCAGCACGACGAACGGCCUUUUCUCUUCACCAUUGGCGCUUUUGGAGGGUGUUUGGGGAGACAAACGAGCGCGCCACUGUCCAUUCUGCGCGUCGUCGCAUCUUCGACACCAUCGCACAACCUAUGUCCACGGCAGCCAAGCCCUGAAAACCAUCACCGGCACCAGCGGCAUUCCGUGCGAGCCUCUCUGGAGUAUUCGAGGUGUAAAAGUCGUGUUGGAAGACUUGAGAGAGAAAGAAAGAGGGAACUUGAGAGUUCCACAGUACCUAGUAGAUCGUCACCAGGAGAAACAGACGACACGGGCAACUUCGAAUCGACGUCAUGGCAGCAGCUGUCGUCGCUAGUUCACCUCGUCUCAAUAACGCGAAGAGCCAAACUGCAUCGCCGCGCUCUAAUCGUACUUCACUACAUGCUCCAGAUACCGCGAAGAAGGAAUCAACCGAAAAGCCAGACACUUCUAUUCCCACGAUCAAGCAGCCAGAGCCUGAGGCCGAAUCGCAGGACACUGGUGCUCCGCCCGCCAAUGCGCCUCUCGCACCGCCGCCUAAGCCUGCGCAGACCGGCGACGGCGACUACUUUGGAUCUGCCACCCACCUCACAAAGGAGCCCAAUCCGUUUGAAAGUGCCUUCAGCAACCCUGCCGACACACCAGGCAAGACACAGCUCCCAGGCGUGACCAGCUUGACCUCUCCGGCCUCUCUUCUACCGGGUAACACACCCGGUUGGCCCGGCUCUCUUCGUUCAGGCCCCCUCAGUCCGGCGAUGCUCAGCGGACCGUCUGGCUCGAACGAUUACUUCAACAGCGAUCACCAUUUCUCUGGCAGCUUUCCCACACCCAACGAAUCUUCGCUCAGGACUGGUCUGACGCCCGGUGGUGGCGGGUCUAUGUUCCCGCAGCCAUCACCCAACUCGCAAGCGAUAUACAACUCAUUACAGAGUGGAGGCGCGACGCCUGGAACUCUCGAUUUCCAUCGCACUGCUAUGACUGCACGUGCACAGAGCUCCCAAAACACCUAUGGUAUUGGCCCAGGUGCCACAUCGCAGGCGCAACAGAACCCCAACAUUCAGCCGGAUCUCGAUAGCAAGCCUUACAACCCUAACGGACAGAACUCGCAGUCAGACAACGCCGAUCCGUUCGGCUCCCAUCAAAGCAACGAGGCUGCGAACGGUCUAUUCAUGCUAGCCCAGGCUGGUGGUCAACAGCAGCAGCAGCAACAACAACAACGAAACCCCACGAGUUACCCCAUGCCACCGCAACAGGGUUUCCAGCAAACCAUGCAGCAAGAUCAACGAGGCGGAAAGAACAGUAUCGGCAGCAACAUGUCUGGUAGCACGGAGCAUGCAGAUCAUUACUCGGAGGAGGAUGGCAAGGCCAACAUGCGAGGGACUCGUGGCAAGAAAGGAGCAGCGGGCAAGGGUGCGGCGAACGGAAAGAGGAAGACCGAUGAGACACCGGCGAAACCGCCUGCCAACAAAAAGGCGCGUGCCAGCACACAAUCAGAAGAGCCCGAGGAUGUGGACGACAUGAGUCCCGAGGGAGACGAGAUGGGCAAAGAUGGCAAAAAGAUGACAGACGAGGAGAAGCGCAAGAACUUUCUCGAGCGCAAUCGUGUCGCCGCCCUCAAAUGUCGACAGCGGAAGAAGCAAUGGCUGGCCAAUCUUCAGCAAAAGGUAGAAAUAUUCAGCACGGAAAAUGAUGCUCUCGCAGCUACUGUCACCCAGCUUCGCGAAGAGAUUGUGGGGCUCAAGACUCUCCUGCUCGCGCAUAAAGACUGCCCUGUGUCACAGGCGCAGGGCAUUUCUGGCAUGGCAAUGCAACAGAUUGCUGGCGACAGUCAGCAUUAUGCCAAUCCCUACGGCAUGGCCAUGGGUCAAGGUGGGCCAGGAAUGGGCCAGCAAGCUCAAAUGGCUCAAGCUCAGAUGCAGAGGAGCUAGGAAUCUUCUGACUUCACUGAGCGGUCAUUUGAUCGAUCAUAUGAGGGCAAAGUUCACAAUUCCGAGUCCCCCUCGCAAUACCUGAACAUGCCGCCGUCGACUCCACAGAGGCACUCAUAUGCUCCAAUGUACAGUACCGAGGGCGAGACACAGAGUGGGCGUAGCGCCAGUGGCAUUCUUGAGUUUCUAGAUGAAUAACGCAGACGGACGGCGAUUUGGAGGAUUUUGAGAGUGGGAUUUUGGCGAAGCAGGCGUUUUAUGGUGGCAACACAUGUGAGCAUGGGCGGAACCAGAGAUUGGUGCAGCUACUUAGCGAUAUGGGCGUGAGGCUCAGGCUCAGGCCCAGACUCAAAAUUGCUACGACCAGUGAAAGCAAAUAAUGCCAUACAUCUUCAGGAUCAAAUACUAC